This is a messenger RNA of Protobothrops mucrosquamatus (brown spotted pit viper), 1393 nucleotides long. Its product is annotated as suppressor of tumorigenicity 7 protein-like. The record is from RefSeq and is a predicted model, not a curated record. Gene Ontology annotation, molecular function: protein binding. NCBI's taxonomy places the organism in Eukaryota, Metazoa, Chordata, Lepidosauria, Squamata, Viperidae.
AUGGCGGAGAGUAAUCCUGGGAGUGAGGAUGCCGCGCCGUCUCUCUCCCAGUCCCCUGGCCCUGGGCCCGGUCCUCGGCGAUGGGAGCGGCUGAGGCUGGCUUCAGGGCCCUGGGCGCGGUCAUUUGGCUUCCUGGCGGCGCUGGGCCUCCUUUAUUUCUUGCGGGGCCCGCUUCGGCUGCGGGACAACUUAGUGGCAGUGACUGUUUUCUUGAGCACACUGACUCCAAAAUUCUAUGUUGCACUUACGGGAACUUCAUCUUUGAUAUCUGGUCUGAUAUUUAUAUUUGAAUGGUGGUACUUCAGAAAAUAUGGCAUGUCUUUUAUCGAACAGGUUUCUGUGAGUCAUUUGCGACCACUCAUUGGAGGGGCAGAGAAUGCUAGUUCUGGACAGGCAAAUUUUUCUGCUGCUAGUGGAGAAAAUGAAAUGAACAGACAAAAUCUCUCAGAGUGCAAAGUAUGGAGAAAUCCACUCAAUCUCUUUAGAGGAGCAGAAUAUAACAGAUAUACAUGGGUGACAGGAAAGGAGCCACUAACAUAUUAUGAUAUGAACUUAUCUGCUCAGGAUCAUCAGAGUUUUUUUACCUGUGAAACAGACUCUCUUAGACCUUCAGAUGCAGUUAUGCAGAAGGCAUGGCGGGAAAGGAAUCCUCAGGCCCGAAUCAAAGCAGCGUAUCAAGCUUUAGAAUUAAAUAAUGACUGUGCCACAGCAUACAUUCUUCUGGCUGAGGAAGAAGCAACUACUAUUUUAGAAGCUGAAAAAUACUUUAAACAAGCUCUGAGGGCAGGAGAAACAGUUUAUAAAAAGUCUCAGCAUAGCAGUUCACAAAAUCCACACCAUGAGGCACAGCUUAGAAGAGAUACCAAUGUAUUGGUUUACGUGAAAAGAAGACUAGCUAUGUGUGCAAGAAAGCUUGGAAGAAUUAAAGAAGCAGCAAAAAUGAUGAGGGAUUUAAUGAAAGAAUUUCCUGUCCUAAGUGUAUUGAAUAUCCAUGAAAACCUCCUAGAAACACUUCUGGAGUUACAGGCUUAUGCUGAUGUCCAGGCAGUUCUAGCAAAGUAUGAUGAUAUCAGCCUUCCAAAAUCAGCAGCAAUAUGUUACACAGCAGCACUCUUAAAAGCGAGAGCAGUUUCAGAUAGGUUUUCUCCAGAAACUGCUUCUAGAAGGGGACUUAGCACAGCCGAAAUUAAUGCUGUAGAAGCAAUACAUAGAGCAGUAGAAUUUAACCCUCAUGUACCAAAGUACUUGCUAGAAAUGAAAAGCUUAAUUUUGCCUCCUGAGCACAUUCUGAAGCGUGGGGACAGUGAAGCAGUAGCCUACGCAUUCUUCCAUCUUCAGCACUGGAAACGAAUAGAAGGGGCCCUUAACUUGCUGCACUGCACAUGGGAAGGCA